This is a messenger RNA of Anopheles maculipalpis, 1432 nucleotides long. It is a transcript of the gene Mipp2, whose product is annotated as multiple inositol polyphosphate phosphatase 1. Gene Ontology annotation, molecular function: acid phosphatase activity; inositol phosphate phosphatase activity. The transcript is spliced from 3 exons. The record is from RefSeq and is a predicted model, not a curated record. NCBI's taxonomy places the organism in Eukaryota, Metazoa, Arthropoda, Insecta, Diptera, Culicidae. Bases 1 to 1353 code for a protein of 450 amino acids.
AUGCUACCCCAAACUAUGUCCCAAAUCGUCUCACUUUUAGCUGCAGUUGUAAGCUUUUCCAUAAUCCUGCCGCCUUCGGUCAAUGGGGAACGAUGGUGUGCAAACAAUCCCAAAGAUAUCGUUUUCCGCCGGCUAGGCACUAAAACUCCCUAUCGGCAUGUACAGAACAAGGAUGUUCGUAGCAUCGCUACAGUGGACGGAUGUACUGUGAGUAAAAUCUGGGGCCUAUUUCGUCACGGUACGAGAAACCCAUCGAAAAGCAUCAUCGAGCACAUGCGUGUGACGCUACCGGAACUACAGCGUGACAUCCUGGAACAUGGACAGAUAUGCCGCGAUCAGCUGGAACUGUUCGAACAAUGGCAGCCACGCCUUACGGCAGAUGAAGCAAAGCUACUUGUUCGCGAAGGUGCGGAUGAGCUGUUUCAGCUCGGCCAAAGGAUACGGAAAAGAUUCGGACCAUAUCUUCCCGAACGCUAUGACCGUAAUGUUUAUCGGUUUAAAUUCACCAAAACGGAACGUGCCGAGUACAGUGCGCGUAACUUUACACGCGGUCUGUUUGGGCGUGACGAACCGAUCGACUAUCCCGAAGCAGUUCGUCGGGAUCCGGUCCUUCGGUUUUACAAAGGGUGUGAAAAAUGGAAACGGCAAGUGAAAGAAAAUUCACACUCGUACCGUGAGAUGGAUCGUUUCGGUAGCUCUAAGGAAAUGCGAAGCGUUAUAGAGAAGUUAUCGAAGCGAAUCGGUACGUUCGUGAGUCCGGAGGAAGCGCACGCCAUCUAUCAGACGUGUGCAUUUGAAACGGCUUGGAGCGAACGAGAUCUCUCACCCUGGUGUUUGCUGUUUGACAAGGAAAGCAUCGCAACGAUGGAAUACAACGAAGAUCUGAAAUACUACUGGAUCGAUGGUUACGGGUAUGAGCUGACGUAUCGCCAAGCAUGUUCCGCUUUUAACGAUUUGUUCGCAACCAUGGACGAAGGCGAGAGGCCUAAAUUUACGUUCUACUUUACGCACUCAGGCACACUUUUAAAAUCGAUUGCUUUUUUGAGCCUGUACAAAGACAGCGAACCGCUUACGGCUCAACACUAUCGCUACAAGCGUAAGUGGCGAGUCAGCCACAUCGAUGCUUUUGGAUCGAAUUUAUAUUUUGUCCUGUACAAAUGCCCAAAUGGAACGCACACGAUCGGACUAUACCACCAGGAAAGGCUUACACACAUUCCCGGCUGUCCGGACGAUGCACUGCUUUGCAGCUAUGAUCAUUUUAAGCAACUGUACGCUGAACGCAUUCAACAGUGUGAUUUGAAUACGAUGUGUUCCGCACCGCAUGUGCCUAGCUUGGAGAAGGACGAACUGUAAGCGGACAUGAUGUGCAUGUCUGAUGUGUAAUUAGAUUUUAUUUAUUUUUACUUUUACCAAAAGACGCCUUGUUCUGCUG